AUGUACUCGGAGUUUGCUGAUAUGAAGGAACAACAGAAGCACAUGACUGCUCAGAUACAGCAGCUACAGCCUUCCUCAUUUGUCCAUCAUAACCAACAGGCACCUGCAUCUACAUCCUUCAGAGAAAGAUAUGAUAGAAACAGAGGCAGAGCUCACCUGGAUGACUACAGACCAGGAAAAGGUAACUCAGAUGCAGAUGCAUUGUCUAGAUUACCUAAGAGUGACAACACUGACACAGAAGAACUAACUACGGAUCUAGUGAGUGCAAUCUGUAACAAGGUUCAGGUCUCCAGCUUGGUUGAAACAAUGUGCUUGGAUGCUGAUGCAAUAGGCGAUGAUGACUCAGGAGUAUUUGAUGACAAGUGUCACAACAAUGCCAAGGAAUGGAGCAGCGCUCAACAUAGAGACCCAGCUAUAGCUACAAUUAUGGAUAGUCUCGAAGCUGGACAGAAACCCGACAGGACUCAAUACAUUGGAAACAAGGAAAUGACUAAACUGCUAAAGAACUACCAUCAUCUUAGAAUCAAGCAUGGAGUUUUAUACGCCCAAGCUUAUCCUUGCAAGAACACCUCCGCAAAAACUACAGCAGAUAUAUUCUUUAACAACUUUGUCAGUCACUACGGCUUGCCGAAGAGGAUCCAUUCGGACAAAGGUGCUAACUUUGUUGGAAAUCUGAUGACUGAGCUCUGCAAGUUACUAAGAAUUGACAAGUCCUCUACUACACCCUAUCACCCAAUGGGCAAUGGCAUGUGCGAAAGAUUUAACAGAACUCUGUUAAAUAUGCUGGGAACACUGGAUCCAGAAUCUAAGAAAGAUUGGAAGACACAGGUAGCGCCCUUAGUGCAUGCCUACAACUGUACCAGGCAUGAGUCCACGAAGCACUCUCCAUACUUUCUUAUGUUCGGACGGCACCCAAGACUUCCCAUUGAUUUGGCCUUUGGUCUUGACAUAGAACCAGGAAACACAGGAUCUAUGCUCAAGUAUACAGAGUCGUUAAAGAAGAGACUUCAACAGGCAUACGAACUGGCCACAGAAAAGGCGAAGACAUCACAGAAAAAGCAGAAAGUAAAUUAUGACCAACGAGCCAGAGCUGCUAUUUUGGACAUAGGCGACAGAGUACUUGUCAAGAUUGUAGCCUUUGAAGGACGCCAUAAAAUUGCUGACGGAUGGGAAAAUGAUGUCUAUGUUGUGAUCGAUCAGCCAAAUACAUCUGUGCCCGUUUACUUAGUUGGCAAGGAAAAUGGUGAAGGAAGAAGAAAGACCCUUCAUAGGAAUCUCUUGCUUCCAAUAGGAUCUUUACAGGGACAGGAUAUUUCAGGACCAAAGCAACGUAGAACAUUACCAUCAGCACCUGUAUCUCAGACAGUACCAAAGCUACGUAGAACUUUACCAUCAGUAUCAGUCUCUAAGACAAGAUCAUCACGUAGAUUGCAAGGAGAGAACCUGAUGAUAGUGACGAAGAAUCUGUGA
Messenger RNA from Haliotis rubra (blacklip abalone), 1470 nucleotides. RefSeq lists its product as uncharacterized. Gene Ontology annotation, molecular function: nucleic acid binding. The transcript has 3 exons. Gene Ontology annotation, biological process: DNA integration. NCBI's taxonomy places the organism in Eukaryota, Metazoa, Mollusca, Gastropoda, Lepetellida, Haliotidae. The record is from RefSeq and is a predicted model, not a curated record. The coding region runs from base 1 to 1470 and encodes 489 amino acids.